Messenger RNA from Oenanthe melanoleuca, 6723 nucleotides. It is a transcript of the gene NRP1, whose product is annotated as neuropilin 1. Gene Ontology annotation, biological process: vascular endothelial growth factor signaling pathway; angiogenesis; axon guidance. Gene Ontology annotation, molecular function: semaphorin receptor activity; vascular endothelial growth factor receptor activity. Gene Ontology annotation, cellular component: membrane. The record is from RefSeq and is a predicted model, not a curated record. The transcript has 18 exons. NCBI's taxonomy places the organism in Eukaryota, Metazoa, Chordata, Aves, Passeriformes, Muscicapidae. Bases 559 to 3303 code for a protein of 914 amino acids.
GAGGGCGGGGAGGGGGAGGGGACUGGGGCUCGGGAGACGGCGGCUCCUCGGCCUCUCUUAUUGCCGCUGAGUUGCGCUCCUCUUCCUCAGGCUGCGAGCAGGAGCCGCCCGGGCGCUUCCCAGUUCCCCGGCCGGCCGGAGUCCCUGCGGCGGCAGCGCUCGCCCGCCCGCCUCCCGCCGGGGCAGAGCACCCUCGCCCGGCAGAGCGCUCCCGAGGUGCCGACAGCCGCCAGUAUUUUUUGUCUGUCUUGUUUGUGUGUUUGUUGGGUUUUGUUUUUUGUUAUUUUUUCCCCUCGUUUUCAUUUGGCUUUCUAGUCUCACUGGGAAUGGCAGGGGCAGCGGCGCCUGGAGAAGGAACAAGUGUGGGGAAAGCGAGAGGGAGUCGGAGCUAAAUGACAGGAUGCGGGCGGCUUGAGGCACAGAGAGAAGCCAGCCUCCUCCUGUCCCCGAGACUGCCCCUGCGGACCGUGCUUUCUACUCCUCAUUCCGGCUGGAGAAUUUAAGGAAGAGUUGGGCAUUUUUAUUUUUUUCCUCCUUUCCCUGCUGUCGGAAGGGAAAAUGGAUUGGGGACUUCUCCUGCAGUGUGCAGCCCUCACCUUCACCCUCGCCCGGGCUCUGCGGAGCGACAAGUGUGGCGACACGAUCAAAAUUUUAAGCCCGGGGUACCUGACGUCUCCCGGGUACCCGCAGUCCUACCACCCCAGCCAGAAGUGCGAGUGGCUGAUCCAGGCGCCCGAGCCCUACCAGCGCAUCAUGAUCAACUUCAAUCCGCACUUCGACCUGGAGGACCGCGACUGCAAGUAUGAUUAUGUUGAAGUGAUUGAUGGAGAUAAUGCUGAAGGACGCUUAUGGGGAAAGUACUGUGGAAAAAUUGCUCCCCCUCCUUUAGUGUCUUCAGGACCAUAUCUUUUUAUCAAAUUUGUUUCCGACUAUGAGACACAUGGAGCAGGAUUUUCUAUCCGUUAUGAAGUUUUCAAAAGAGGACCUGAGUGUUCCAGAAACUUUACUUCAUCAAGUGGAGUGAUAAAGUCCCCUGGAUUCCCUGAAAAGUAUCCCAAUAGCCUUGAAUGCACUUAUAUUAUCUUUGCACCAAAGAUGUCAGAGAUUAUACUGGAAUUUGAAAGCUUUGAGUUAGAACCUGAUUCAAAUACUCCAGGGGGAGCAUUCUGUCGCUAUGACCGAUUGGAAAUCUGGGAUGGAUUCCCCGAUGUUGGCCCACACAUCGGGCGUUAUUGUGGGCAGAACAACCCAGGACGUGUCCGCUCCUCAACAGGGAUCCUUUCAAUGGUAUUUUACACUGACAGUGCAAUAGCAAAGGAGGGCUUCUCAGCAAACUACAGUGUGUCACAGAGCAGUGUCUCAGAAGAUUUCCAGUGCAUGGAACCACUAGGUAUGGAGUCAGGAGAAAUUCACUCUGAUCAAAUCACUGUCUCCUCCCAGUACAGUGCUAUCUGGUCUGCAGAAAGGUCCCGACUAAAUUACCCUGAGAAUGGAUGGACCCCAGGGGAAGAUUCUAUCAGAGAAUGGAUACAGGUAGACCUGGGCCUUCUUCGCUUUGUUUCUGGAAUUGGGACCCAAGGAGCCAUCUCAAAAGAAACAAAGAAAGAAUAUUAUCUGAAAACAUACCGUGUAGAUGUCAGCUCCAAUGGAGAGGACUGGAUUACACUGAAGGAGGGAAACAAGCCUGUUGUGUUCCAAGGGAAUAGCAAUCCCACUGAUGUUGUUUACAGAGCCUUUGCCAAACCAGUUCUGACACGGUUUGUGCGAAUCCGACCUGUGUCUUGGGAAAAUGGAGUUUCACUGAGGUUUGAAGUGUAUGGCUGCAAGAUAACAGAUUAUCCUUGUUCUGGGAUGCUGGGUAUGGUGUCUGGCCUUAUUCCUGACUCCCAGAUUACUGCAUCUACUCAAGUGGAUCGAAACUGGAUUCCAGAAAAUGCUCGUCUUAUAACGAGCCGUUCAGGUUGGGCUCUGCCACCAACAACUCAUCCAUACACAAAUGAAUGGCUUCAAAUAGACCUUGGUGAGGAAAAAAUAGUGAGGGGCAUAAUUGUCCAAGGAGGCAAGCACCGAGAAAACAAAGUGUUCAUGAAAAAAUUCAAAAUUGGCUACAGCAACAAUGGAUCAGAUUGGAAAAUGAUCAUGGAUUCCAGCAAGAAAAAGAUAAAGACUUUUGAAGGCAACACCAACUACGACACUCCCGAACUGCGGACUUUUGAACCCGUAUCGACACGAUUCGUGCGCGUCUACCCCGAGAGAGCCACGCACGGGGGGCUGGGGCUGCGCAUGGAGCUGCUGGGCUGUGAGCUCGAAGCUCCGACCGCUGUCCCCACCGUUUCCGAAGGCAAGCCCGUGGAUGAGUGUGAUGACGACCAGGCAAACUGUCACAGUGGCACAGGUGGGACUACAGUGCUGAAUACAGAAAAGCCAACAGUAAUCGACAAUACAUUACAACCAGAGCUGCUACUAUACAACUGUGCCUUUGGCUGGGGAUCCCAAAAGACUUUGUGCCACUGGGAGCAUGACAACCAGGUGGAUUUAAGGUGGGCAAUCCUGACGAGCAAAACUGGGCCCAUUCAAGACCACACAGGAGAUGGCAAUUUCAUUUACUCACAAGCUGAUGAAAGCCAGAAGGGGAAGGUGGCGCGGCUGCUGAGCCCGGUGAUCUACUCGCAGAGCUCUGCGCACUGCAUGACCUUCUGGUACCACAUGGCCGGCGCCCACGUCGGCACCCUCAAGAUCAAACUGCGCUACCAGAAGCCCGAUGAGUACGACCAGGUGCUCUGGACCCUGAGCGGGCACCAGGCCAACCACUGGAAGGAAGGACGUGUUCUUCUGCACAAGUCUGUGAAACACUACCAGGUGGUUAUUGAGGGAGAAAUUGGAAAAGGAACUGGAGGAAUUGCUGUGGAUGAUAUUAAAAUUGACAAUCAUAUAGCACAAGAGGAUUGCCGAAAAUCAACUGAUGUCGAAAAUGAGAUAGAUGAAGAGGAAGACCCAGAAAGUAAUCAAACAGGGUUUACACCUCCAUACCGUAGAGGUGACGACUAUGAUGACAACAUCUCCAGGAAGCCAGGCAAUGUCCUGAAGACCCUAGAUCCAAUCCUCAUUACCAUCAUAGCCAUGAGUGCACUCGGAGUGCUUUUAGGAGCCAUCUGUGGAGUUGUUCUCUACUGUGCCUGUUGGCACAAUGGGAUGUCAGAGAGGAACUUGUCCGCACUGGAGAAUUAUAACUUUGAACUGGUCGAUGGUGUAAAACUGAAAAAAGACAAACUAAACACACAGAACUCAUACUCGGAAGCAUGAAGGCGUAAAGCAGCUGGAGGAGUCAGAGUCGGGGUGGAAGGACAUAGCUCGGUCGUGCUGGGGAACUGUUGAUCUUUUACUGUACAGGCUGAAAAGUGCAUUGAUGACACUGAGCCAAGCUUUUCUCAGGAGCUUCAAUGAGUGUGUAACCGAUGAACAUGGACAACAAUCUGUGUUAACAACCUGAAUCAUGUACAGUCUGCUUUUUCUGUUGGUUUUAUUUGAAAUAAUCGAAUGCUGGUGUUGAGACCAAGUAUGAUUGACUUAUAGUUCAUUUUGUCUUUCUUUCUCUCCCUCUCUUUUGUUUUCUGUUAAUGGAUAAUUUUGUUUUUACCGUGCAAAAUCCAAGAUGCUGUCACAAAAUGUAUUCAGUGGGGUCCUUUGGAUGGACAUGCUGUCUGUAGCUCAGUGCCCAGAAAAUAUUGGAGUAACAGCAAUUUAGUGGACUUCUGCACCUGUAUUUGUGUAUAAUUGCUCGUGUUGUGCAUAGGCAAAGAAGGGUUAGGAUGUUUUUGAAAGUACUGCUGCAUCAGUACCGAUAUAGCGUGUCAGCUCUGUUUACGAAGCAAUACAGUCAAAUUUUAUUGAUGUUUUUCAGUGUUGUACUAAAUUUUGUGCUUGUGAACUCCAUAAAAGAGUAUGUGCCAUCAUCAGACACAACUGGUAACCAAGUGUACUGCCUAAAAACGAAACAAAAAAAGUCCUUGGCACUGGCUAGUGUAUGUCCUCUCAAGUGCCUUUUUGUUUGUACUGCUUCUCAUUGUGUUAACAUUAACUACAGCUUCUCUGCAGUUACGCCCUUGUCUUUAAUCAUAUUCUGAUGGCUCACUGACUAAAACAAAAGUAUAUUUUAGUGUAAGAAAACAGCCUCAGCCAAGGCAAGGGCUAAUCAGAUUUGACAACCUGGCUUGAUUGUUCUGCUUUCUGUAUUUCAACUUCAUGUCUCUUGACCCUUUUGUAUAAAGCUGCAAUAUCCCCUUUUAUUGUUCUUUCAUAUAGAAUGUAUUUUCAAAUGUAAAAUCUCUCUCCCUUUCUCUUCUCUUUCUCUCUCUCUUUGUCUCUCUGAGUAGGUUGCAUAAGCAUUUGCCAUUGCCAAGGGAAGAAAACUUCAGCUUUAACGUGCUGGUAAUGGCAAAGGAUUUUAUUAGAGUUUGUGUUAAAAAAUAAGGGAAAAUUCUUAACUUUAUCCUCCAAAGUCGAACUUUGGGUUUCUUCUUAACAGCAUAAAGUGACAUGUCUUUUAUCCUGAACAGCUUGCCUGUUAAUUACACUGGGGAAAAUGCUUCCCUUACAGAAAAGAUUGCCUUUAAAAUGAGAAACUUUCCUCCUCUUGCCCCUACCUGAACUCGAGUUCUGUUCUCUCAGUAACCAUGUAUUUUCAUGCUAAUCAAUGCUAAUUGGGCUUACCAGUGGGUACUAAGGACAGAAUGAAAUCCCACAAUGUAUGUAGGGUAUGUUCUUACCAUCAUGUUGUAUCCAAUUGGCAUUUCAUACCAGGAGGUUUCUGUUUGACCACAAGUGCAGGCAGUGACCAGUGCAGUGAACCAAGUGCUCUAAGCUGUCAGAAAAAUGUGAUUGACAAUGAUGUGGCAAUUUUUUAGUAUUUUAUUGGUCAAAUAAUAUUCAGCAGCCUAUGCAGCUGGUCCAACAGGGUGAAAGGAAACAAGAGCAUGUUUCCCCCAGGGGUCCAUGCAAGGCAGUGAGGCAGCAGAGGGGUCCCUCCCCUCCUGCAGGUGCCCCUGGGUUUCUGCAGUGACCUGCACACAGCACAGCCAUAACAGGGGGUCAGCUUCCACCUUCCCCAGGGUAUCCACCAACCAGCAGAGAAAAACAGUGCAAGCGUGGGGAAAGGAACUUCCUACCAAGUGCUUAACUCGUGUUUUUCCUCAUUGAAUAUCCUGAGUAGAGUCAGGGAAGUGAUUGGGACUUUCUGAGUUAGUCUUUUCCAAAAUUGCUUUUGUAGAAGAGCAAUGGAAUAUCCUGUCCAGGGUUAGGAUUAAAGGAGGUCUAAUUCAGCCUUGAAUUAGUUGGAGCAACAGAAUCCACCCCUAUUUAUACACCAAAUGUUUUGAAGUGUGUCAUUUCACCAGUAUGAACUAUAAAAUAGAAAAAUAUGUAGAAAAUCCACUAUUAACCCAGAAAUUGAAGAAAAGGGAGGGAGACAGUAGGUGAAAAUGAGGUUUGAAGUUGAAAAAAUUUUAAAGGAAGACCCAACAGAAAAAAAAUGGGCAGUUGCUACUUCAGAGGAGUCCUAAAGGCAAUGACUUUCAGGAAAACCCAACCACCCACUUCAGGUCAUCAAACCUGAGAUUAAUGGAAGAACUACCUCCCCAGCCUCUCAACCUUGGGUCCCCCAAAAGGUGAGACAGUGCACCUAAGUUUUGCCUGAAAGUUUUGCCUAAAAGUUAGUCCAUGAGAUGUCCCAAUCCACAGACUCACUUUUCAGAGGUAGAAUUUUCAUUGGUUUCUAACACUCUAAUUUGACCAUAAUGGCAUUGCAGCAGCUAGUUAAUUAACCCAAAGAAGAAAAGGAUUUUUCAAAACUAUUUUCAGCACACCACCACUGUGUGAGUCAGGAAUUAAGGGUCUCUUCUCCUUAGCUGAAAAAACUUUUAGUCCACUAACUUGACUAAGAGUGACAUGCUUAUAUUGCCUUGAAGAGAAAAUCCCAUUGGGGAGCCCAAGCCCAAAACCUUUUGAAAUAUUCCCACUGAUUUCAAUAGAUUCUGGACCAGCUCUGGGUCUUGAUCUAUUCAAACAGAAAAGCUGGUAGUUGGUGGGUUUUUCCUUCUUUCAACAUACUGAGAAUAGUGAACAUAAAAAAAAUUAUCUCCUUUGUGGUCUUCAGACAUUACUAUGAUAAUGAGGAUCUAGCACUGAAGAUUUGAUUUCUCUGAAGGUGAUAGAAUUAAAGUUGCCCUUCAAUAAAGGAAAAAUGAUACUGCAACUUUACAUUGAAAAGUAUCUUGCACUGAUAAAUAUAUUUAAAAGAAUUAUAUGUUUAUAAAGUUAUUAAUUUGUAAAGGCAGUGUUACAAAAUGUUCAGUUUAUAUUGUUUUAGAUUGUUUCAUAAUUUUUAAAGUGUAAAAUAACAUAUUUUUUUCUUUAUUGAAAAACUAUAAAAAUCUUCUGUAGUAAAAUGAUUUCAUUUUACUGGUAUAUUAUUGCUUCAUGUUUUGUACCAUCAUAAAACUUUGUGCAAAUUUUUUUUACAGAAAUUUUUAUUUUCUAUGACAAUAUGACACUUGUAAAUUGUUGUUUCAAAAUGAACAGCGAAGCCUUAACUUUAAAUGACAUUUGUAUUCUCAGACACUGAGUAGCAUAAAAAAAAAACACAUAGAACUGAACUGUAACUUAAAUUUCCAAACUAUGACUACUACAUUCCAAAGAAACAGUUGAAUUAAACAUUUUCAUAAAAUA